UCAGAACUGAAAGAUUUAUUCAAUUAUUAUGAAUGCUAUCAUAGCACUUUGUCACUUCUGUGAAGGACAUGGCCCACAGGUUAUGUUCUGUACACAACCUACACAUCCAAAGGAGCAAGCAGAAUUAUCACACGAGGAGGCUGCAGCGUUAUUAUCCAAUCGAGUGAGAUCACCAUCUGGGGAUUCACCAGUAUCAUCAAAGUCUGAACAUACAUGUGAGGGUUGUUAUUCAGUUAAAACUGGAUUUGUUAGCCAUGAUAAUGAUGCUCCUAUCAGUUAUAUAAGCAGUAAAUACCCUAACCCUACACAGCCAGAGAUUUACAGCCUCGUGAGAAAUGCAUGCUUGAGGAGUCUUAGUGGUGAGGUUUGUCCUGGUAAUGAAGGAGCUAUUUUCUUCGGCAAUGAUCAACAAGGACAUGUACUAAGCUAUACUUUUCAGUUGAAGGACAAUCUUGCUCGUGGUUUCCAACGGAAAUAUAGUAUUAUUGUAAUGAUGAUGGAUAAAAUUUAUUUACUGAAUUCCUGGCCAUUUCUUGUUCCACAUUUAAAACUUUUGAUAGAAAAUUUACAAGAAAAAGCAGGAAAAGUGUAUGAAUCAGAACAAUCGAAAUGUCCACAACGUGCGGUUCGUUUAAAGUCAAGCAUGGCAGGAAAUUUCCUCCAGCAAAGGGGAGGUAAUAACCCAGCUAGAUCAAUAACAGAACUGACUAAAGAUAAAAAUAUUUUUAAAAUUUUACAUGUGGCAUUUGUUUGGAUAUUAAAAGCAUGCAGUAACAGAAUUACAGAGACAUUGCUUGAAGGACCACCAACUGAAGAUUCUAUCAUUGACAUGGAGAAGCAAGAAGAGACAGAAGAGGGUUUCAUAAAAUUAUUUACCAAGCCAGCUAAUGAAGUUAGUGAUGGGGAGACAACUCCGUCAGCAGAGGACAAGGAGAUUGCUGAUAUAGACACUCCACCAUCUGAUCUAGAUAAUAUACAUAACUUAAGACUAUUGCUAAAGGUUCUAGGUGAAGGUAACUUUCAUCUUCUAACCCACCAUGUUGUCAUUGGCAACCAAGUUAUCAUACGUGGUUCAUACAAAGAAACCAUCAAGUCGAUUCUUCACGCUUUAAUGAUGCUAGUACCUAAGGGUUGCUGUCGACCAAUUCUUCACAGUACUGAUUACCAGGAGUCAUUCAGAUGUAAUUUCCUUGGCCUAACAGCUGAUAGUUCUCUACCUAGUCACAUCUUGUCCUCUGAAAUGUUUGUGCUAUUGGUAGAAAUGCACUUGCAAGAUGAAAAUGACAAACCUUUAAAUGACAAUGAUUUUGAUAAAUUUGAAUACAGCAUGGCUAGUCCUACAAGAUUAUUGGAGAAAGCACCGACUGUCUUACAAAAAAUAGAACAUGCUCUUAAGAACGAAAGAUUCUCUAAUGGAGUGAUGGAGCAAUGUUUGAUCUGUCUCAAAGAAGAAUGGAUGAACAAAGUGAAAGUUUUAUACAAAUUCACGAAGGCAGGAGGGAGUAUCUCAGAAGUUGACACACAGAAUUUGUUACAUGUGGUGGAAGCAAAAGCAGAAGAUAAGCCGUUACUCCAAUUCUGGACGUCAGGACUUAGUGUAUCAUACAGGAAUCACAUCCUCACUACAUCUAAAGCUCAACACUAACAUCAUACUUCUCUGUUAAUACAUUUUUGAUGAUGUUUUGUGGUAGCAAUGGUAACCGUGUUUUAUAUCUCUCUGUGGCCUUGUGGUAGUGUGUGUUCACCUCUUCUUCCUUAUAGGAGUAGACUCCUAGGUUGGAGUGUAAAACUUCACAAAAGUGCUGAGGGUCAUGGGUUUGAACCCUGCUUGGGUCAAAGACAAACAAUAGACAUUGAAAUAAUAUACGUAUUUGCUGCUUAUCUAAUAAGCAUACAGCUUUAUGAAGUAAGAAUAAGGACUGGUGGGCUCAGAGUCAAAAUAAUGAGUCUGUGUGUGUGAUGGGUGAAAUGUCUCCCUGUAAACUGUUACCUUGUGAACUAUCUUGGUGUGUACUGUAGGUUUAGUUCAGAGCAAGGUUAAUAUUCAUAUAACAUUUACACAUUCUCAUUCUGAAUAUGCAUUUAAUUUGCUAGUUGCUGAUAAACAUCCAUCCAUUAUCAUCAUACUUUACUAACAUUAAAGAAAUUGUCAGCUGAUGUUAAAAACAGACAUUUUUGGCACAAUAUUUAUCAAAAUAUUAAUAUAUAAAACAGCAGCAGAAAGUCAAUGAUACUCCUCACUAAAACAAAGAUUUAACCAGUUUAUAUUAUUGUUAGUUUAUAUAUUUUGUGCAAUAUAGAUUGUUGUAAAUAAAUGUUAUGAAUUUU
This is a messenger RNA of Mytilus trossulus (common blue mussel), 2328 nucleotides long. Its product is annotated as folliculin-like. Gene Ontology annotation, cellular component: cytosol. The record is from RefSeq and is a predicted model, not a curated record. The coding region runs from base 29 to 1645 and encodes 538 amino acids. NCBI's taxonomy places the organism in Eukaryota, Metazoa, Mollusca, Bivalvia, Mytilida, Mytilidae. Gene Ontology annotation, molecular function: GTPase activator activity. Gene Ontology annotation, biological process: positive regulation of transforming growth factor beta receptor signaling pathway; positive regulation of TORC1 signaling; negative regulation of transcription by RNA polymerase II. The transcript is spliced from 8 exons.